Molecule: messenger RNA, 1614 nt
Organism: Schistocerca gregaria
Lineage: Eukaryota; Metazoa; Arthropoda; Insecta; Orthoptera; Acrididae
Exons: 4
Coding region: 23-1291 (422 amino acids)
Molecular function (GO): RNA binding; RNA helicase activity; ATP binding
Source: RefSeq, a predicted model, not a curated record
CGCAGAUCUCGCUUCGACGAACAUGGCCAUUAAGGACGAGGUAGACAUCAAUGACUUGGCUGCUUACGACUCGGAGGAUGAUGUUAUCGAUGAGCCAGAGAAGGAAAUCGGUAAAAAGGAGCAUCAUGGGACGGUGUCGGCAGUGAGCUUCCGAGACUUUUUGUUGAAACCCGAACUUUUGAGAGCUAUAGGCGAAUGCGGGUUCGAAACACCAUCAGAAGUGCAACAAGAAUGUAUACCCAGAGCUAUCACAGGCACGGACGUGAUAUGUCAGGCUAAGUCUGGCAUGGGAAAGACGGCAGUUUUCGUCCUGUCCGUGCUGCAGAGAAUCAAUCCGGUAGAGAAGCAGGUAGCGUGCAUCAUUUUGUGCCACACACGCGAACUGGCACACCAAAUUAAGAACGAAUUCGACAGAUUUAAAAAAUAUUUGCCGUCUGUCAAAACGGCCGUUUUCUUUGGCGGAACGCCUAUUUCGACUCAUCGAAACCAACUGAAGACAGAGGUUCCCCACAUCGUAGUAGGGACGCCGGGACGCACCUUGCAGCUAGUCCAAGAGGGGGACCUAAAUUUGAAGCACACUCAAUGCUUUAUAUUGGACGAAUGCGACAGAAUGUUGGAAGACGUGCGCAUGCGCAGAGAUGUCCAGGAAAUAUUCAAAAUCACGCCUCACGACAAGCAGGUAAUGAUGUUUUCGGCAACGCUGUCUGAAAACCUGAGACCAAUAUGUAAAAAAUUCAUGCACGAUCCGCUGGAGAUCUAUAUAAACGAUGGCUCGAAGCUGACUUUGGAUGGGCUUCAACAAUACUACGUCCAGCUUGAGGAGAACCAGAAGAACAGCAAGCUCGCUGACAUAUUGGACCAGCUGGAAUUUAAUCAAGUCGUGAUCUUCGUUAAGAGCAUUCCAAGGGCCAGCGCGCUAGGCUUGGUGCUGAACAAAGUCAAUUUCCCGGCCAUUGUCGUCCAUAGCAGAAUGGAGCAACCAGAGAGGAUAGAAAGAUAUCGAAAAUUCAAAGCGUUCGACUCCAGAAUUCUGGUGUCUACAGACUUGUUUGGACGCGGCGUCGACUUUGAAAGAGUCAAUGUCGUGGUCAACUAUGACAUGCCGAUCGACGCUGACACUUAUUUGCAUCGCGUCGCGCGCGCGGGAAGGUUCGGCACAAAAGGCGUUGCAAUUUCGUUUGUUGCCAGCGAAGAUGACGCAAAAGUCAUUAAUAGCGUCCAAAACAAGUUAUAUGUCAACAUUCCUGCUAUGCCUAAGCAAAUCAACCCUUCUACUUAUAUGACAGCUUAGCUCAUACUCAAUUAUUCUAUUCCUCUCUCUGUGUCACAAAAGCCUCUAAAACCCCACUUAUAAACACACUUACCUGAUCACUCAUGUAUAUCUCGAUCUUUCCUGCUACUUUCUACGCGAAAACCUAUAUAAGCUGUUUUCUUGUCUCUUUCUUGUUUCGCAGCACGAGGACUCUCCCAUUCAGGGCUGACGAUGGCCUUCACCUAUCCCCGCAGCCUCUGAGGAAGACUACGCAUUCUGUCCAACGCUCGAUGUCUAUAUCUCGAGACCUGUAGGAUCUGUACUCCUAAAAAAAACCGCUGUAUCAUUUAUUAUUGCUCGGA